AUGAUUGCGUCAAAGAUAAGAGGCGUCAUCUGGAAUGAGCUCGUUAUGAGCUCAUUUACUAUCGACACGGACGCGAUGAGUCGCCUCCUUGGAGGUGAGCUCUCUCUCCAGCUUCUUCUCUGCUCGGGACUGUGGCGGGACUCUGCUCCCGCGCGGGAGCCGUGAGGAAAACCUUAGGAUGCUUAGAUUAUAUGUCAUUUGCAAUUAAUUUAGAGUAGUUCGGUCGAAAAUGUUAUUCAAUUCUUGCAAACACCGCCUGUUUGACUAAGCAAUCAGCUUUCCACUUUUUGAACAUAAGGAUCAAAACUAGAACAAGAAAAACUCGAAUCUUUUUUUGAAUGCCAGAGUCCUGCAGUCUUGAGCAUCUUCCUGAGUUUAAUGGGAUUUAUUUCUAUAAUGCGCCUUCAAAACUUCAAAAAUAUGAAUAACUCUCAUACUGGUGGGGUGAAAAUUAAAACAAAAAAAAACUCGAAUCUUUUUUUCCGAAUAAUUUUUUUUUCCAAGAGAUGAGCUGAUCAUGAUUAUAGCUGAUUCACGGCUGUCUUGAGUCAUCGAAAAAAGAGUCCUGACACGAUAAUGUACGAGAUAGCACCAUGCUCGUGGGGAGCGCAGACAGAACACGCCCCCCUAGCGUCCAAGCUAGCCGCGGCUCAAAAAUAUAGCUGAUUCACGGCUAGCCGUAAAUCAGCUAUAUUCUUGCUUUCGACUUUCUGUAAACCGCCUUCCCGAAGCUUCACAAAAAUUAUAUCAAAAGUGUCUCAACAUUGUUUUUUUUACAGCGCUCACUAUAACUUGCCGUAAGAAGCGAUGUUUUUUUGUUUGGAAGAUUUCAUCGUACCAGUGCGCCAGUUUGCCUGCUGAAGGUGCGUUUAGAGACUGAUUUUAUUUUAAUUGAUUGAAAUUUUCAGAGAACGUCUUGAGAGGUCGACGUGGAAGAAGUCAUCGGAAAACGCGAUCUCACCGGACCUCGAUCCCCCUCAAUGCACUGAGAAUUUGA
Messenger RNA from Caenorhabditis auriculariae, 997 nucleotides. Lineage: Eukaryota; Metazoa; Nematoda; Chromadorea; Rhabditida; Rhabditidae. The record is from the annotation of a GenBank genome assembly.